AGAUGUAUUUAUUACAAUGAAGAUGGGUGAGUCGGAGUCUACGGAAACCUUUGUAAAAUCUAGAAACAGAAAUUCAAUGCACAUAGAAGAUAGACCUUUACGAGUUCGAAUAGUGCUAGCUGGUGCUGAAGGUGUAGGGAAAUCAUGUAUUAUAAAACGUUACUGUGAAAAGAGGUUUGUUGGAAAAUAUCUUCCUACAAUCGGAAUAGAUUACGGAGCUACCAGGAUUUAUGUUGACAGAUCACAGGUUAGCGUUCAUAUUUUCGACACAAGUGGACAAGAUAUCUUCCGAGAAGUUCGAAAUGAAUUCUACCGCGAAGCCCAUGGUGUUCUUCUUGUAAUGGACAUGACAGCAAGAUCAAGUUUUGAUUAUCUCAACGACUUGAUUACAGAAAUUAGAUCCGAGUUGUGCCUUGAGGGUCGAGGAACCGAGAACAUCGUCUUCUUUCUGGCAGCAAACAAGGCAGAUGUAGAUCCUGCAGGGUUUGAAGUAGAUGAGCUUGAAUGUAAACUCUGGGCUGAACUAUAUGGAUUCCCGUACUAUACAACCUCGGCCAAUACGGGGGCGGGUAUCACUGAUAUGUUUCAGGCAUUUUUCUCUAAAAUCGUCAAACUUGCCGAAUCAGGAAAUGGAACUAAAACCCCUCGCUCUGGAAAACGUCAGGUAUCUAACAAAUUNACAUUUUAA
Eurytemora carolleeae is the source of this 688-nucleotide messenger RNA. RefSeq names its product dnaJ homolog subfamily C member 27. The coding region runs from base 17 to 688 and encodes 223 amino acids. Gene Ontology annotation, molecular function: GTPase activity; GTP binding. The transcript has 10 exons. The record is from RefSeq and is a predicted model, not a curated record. NCBI's taxonomy places the organism in Eukaryota, Metazoa, Arthropoda, Copepoda, Calanoida, Temoridae.